UUAAUUUGGUCCUUAUUUUUGUUUUGACUUAUGCAAUAUCUUCUAUACUAAAGUCUAGAUCUUCGCUGCAUUUAAUUAUUAUUUUCGUUAAAUAUUAGAUGCUAUCCUUUUAAUUUGAAGUCAAGGAUAUGAGUAAUGAAUAAAUUUGUUGCUUGCGCUUAUUCUCUAAAUAUUACCAAAUUUAAGAUAUUUUCAAUUUUAUAACAUACUAUUAAUUAUAUUGACUAUUUUUAAAAAGUCAAAACAAUUAAAACGUUUUAGGCAACAAAGUAACUUUUUGACCCAUCAUGCUCCUAUUUAUACCCCCUAUAAUUGUAUGUAGUGUACAUCAUUAAACAAAAAUCUUCCUCACUAACACCGUUUUGAACAAACUACACAAGAAAUUGUUUCACAACUCAGAAAAUAUGAACAAUCCUCGCGUAACUAUUGCAGUAUUCUUGGCAGCAAUUGUUUUCACUGCAUAUUUUUCACAUUUUGUGGUGGAGGGUAAGAAAGAAAUCAUAAUCUCAUUCAAAUGCAAACAGAAAUCAGAAUGCUUAACAAACAUUGCUUGCCAGGCUUGUGUUGAUUGCCGAUGCGAUAAUGGAAAAUGUAAAUGUCAUGGUUUCAAAGAAGAAAUCGCGAAUCCAACGGUUUCUCCAUUAGGAUCUUGAUUAACUAAUUAAUUUCCUAUGUAAACUAUCAUUUUAUUUGUAAUGCAAAAUAGUAAUUUAAAUAAAAAUAUAAUUUUGGUCUAAA
This is a messenger RNA of Brassica napus (rape), 738 nucleotides long. RefSeq names its product defensin-like protein 287. NCBI's taxonomy places the organism in Eukaryota, Viridiplantae, Streptophyta, Magnoliopsida, Brassicales, Brassicaceae. The record is from RefSeq and is a predicted model, not a curated record. Bases 405 to 653 code for a protein of 82 amino acids. The transcript has 2 exons.